AGUUGUUUUUCGAUUGAAGGGGUUCGCCUUGGUGACAAAAGGACUCGCAGCCAUAUUUAUCAGGAGGAGGUCGAAGCGGACAGAGGCUGCAGCCGGAGCGUAAGCGAAUAGCUUUACCCUACCGCCUGGCAUAACAAAAAGCUCCCAAAAACACUGCCCCCGCACCACCACCACCACCCCCCCAGGGAAACAAAUACCCCCCCCCACCGCUAAACGAUCCACAAAGAUGGUGAAGAUCUUCGUGGGCAACGUGAACGCCUCCACCACGGAGGAGGAGCUGCGGGCUCUGUUCCAGCGCCACGGCGAGGUGUCCGACUGCGACAUCCUGAAGAACUACGGCUUCAUCCACAUGGAGAAGGAGGACGAGGCCACCCAGGCCAUCGCCGCUCUGCACAAGCACGAGCUCAACGGCUCCCGCAUCACCGUGGAGUACGCCACCACCAAGAUGCGCAACGCCACCAAGGUCCACGUGGGCAACGUGGCCCCCACCGCCACCACGGCCAAGAUCAAGGAGCUCUUCCAGCGCUACGGCAAGGUGGUGGAGUGCGACAUCGUGAAGAACUACGCCUUCGUUCACAUGCAGAGGGAGAAGGAGGCCCUGGAGGCCAUCGCCGAGCUCAACCGCACCAAGCUGGAAGGGCAGAAGAUCUACGUCUCCCUGUCCCGCAGCCACCAGGCGGACGACGGAGAGGAGGAGUAUGGUCCUUACGAUCACCCCUACCCUCCCCCACCCCCUCCUCCUCACCACCACCACCACCACCCUCACUACCUGCCUCCUCCUCACCCCCCUGCCGAUUACUACCACCCCCGGGGGCGCCUCCCUCCCCUCCCGCCUCCCCCCCCGCCCAGAGCCUACUACGAACGGGAGGCAUACGAGAGGAGCCCGCGCUACGAGCCCUACACCUCCCGCUACUACGCAGCGCGGGACCCCUACGAGAGGAGGCUCCCCCCACCGCCCCCUCCCCCGCCCUCCUACUACAGGGAGCGCAGCCCUCUGGGAAGCAGGAGGACCCUGCUGCCCCCACCCCCGCCCCCUCCCUCCUCCGCCGCAGCAGCCUACAGUCGCAGCCGGGAAUACGGGGGGCUCCUCUCCUCGCGCUACUCCCUGGGUUCAGGGUUCGACAAGGAUGACUACUUGGAUAAGUACAGCAACGGGUUCACAAGAGGCUAUUAAAAUGUUUUUUGGGUUGAAAGAAAUAGCGUAGUAUGUAGAGUUUAGUUUCUGUCUUGGCGUUCAGCAGUUGGUGUUCAGCGAAAUUAAAUUUUGUUUUUAUAAAUAGUUUUUUUUUUUUAAGUAAUAAAAUCUCCCCCCCAAAAAACCAAAAAAAAAAAAUAUUUUCAUGACUUGAGUGCAAUAGCAGUCCAAUUUUUUAUUUAUUUUUUUAAUUAAAAAUAAUAGUAAUAAUGAAUUGCAGGUUUACAAACCCAGACUGGCUACGAACCGCUAGCAAUUGUAGAUUUUUUUUUUGAAUUUUUGAAUUUAAUUUUGUUUUGUUUGCCAUUGUCACUGCCUUUUGGGUUUCUGUAAUUGAAACACAAAAAAAACAUUUUAAUCCACUCUAUAUCCAGUGAUUGAAGUAAGCCUCCCAUUACACAGCAGUGUGAUCCAGUCCUGGUUUCACUGGGAGUUUAACAAUCAGACACACCUGAGCUUGUUAGCUAGACACACUGGGGGCUGAUCAAGCUGGUAGCAGUAAAACCUGGAAUGGACCACACUGCUGUGCAAUAGGAGUCUGAUUUCCAGCUCUGUCAUCUCAAGCACAAUUUGUGAGUUUUUUGUCUGUCGGCACCCUUUAAAAACCCGUUUUUUAUAUUUUAAUUUGUGGUACGGACUGCUGCUGCACUCGACCAUGAAAACAAACACUGGAUUCAGUAUCUGUCCAGCAAGAGCAAUAGACUUCUCAACUAUCAACCCAGAAAAACAGGGGGUGAGAGAAAUCACUGAGGAUUUACCCCCCCAUGAAACAACAGUUGCCUUAAUCCUUUUCCAGCCAUUACAGUACAACCCAUAUGAAGGUGAUGGUGGUGAUAACUUCUAGAAUCAAACCGAUCAAAGCUUUGAAAUGUUUUAAUAGCCUCUUCCUUGAUCUCGCUGUACGUGAUCUUUAAAGUCGGGAAGAAAUCUUUUGGGGGGGGGGGGGGGGGGUUGAAAAAAAAAAUCCUAUCCAGCUGCCCCUCCCCCCGUCCCCCCCAACUCCCCUCUCCCAUCCCUCUCUCCAAUUCCACAGCCACACACACACACACACACGAACGAACGAACGAAGAUUCAACCGAAAGACUGGGGAUUCGCUUAAAAAAAACGGACGGCAAAAUUCUUUCGAACGUUUCGGAUACGGCAAACUGCAAGGCACAACCAGCACGCAUUUUUAAAAGUCGCCGUUCCUUUCAAUAAAAAGAAACAAAAAAUGUCCGCCUUUUGUUUUGUUACGAACCUGACGUUCCGGACGUUCGACUGCAUCAACGUUUUUAUUGUUUGUUUUUUUUUGCUUUAAUAUUUGUUAAAGGAUUUGCCAACGAUUGUAAACCGUAAUUGUGUGUACAAAACAAAAACGAAGCCAGCAUAUUUUGGUUCCUGGUUCUCUCUCUUGCUCUCUCUCUCUCUCUCUGUGUAAUCGCCACUUCCGUUUUUGUUCUAUGAUUCUAUUACUGAACGAAAAAAGCAUGUGACUCCUCUGUAACCUAUUGCAACGAACCAAUAUAAUAUAGGUCGUUAAUCUAGAUCCAUAGAAAGAUGACGUUCUGCCUGUUAUUAUUAUUAUUAUUAUUAUCAUUAGUUUGUCAUUCAACCACUGUUUUGCGCUUAAACAAGAACGAUUUUGUAAAAGCUUACACCACAUUUGUUAUUCAAGUAUAUAUAUAAUUUUAUUUUGACGGCUUUCGAUUUUAGUUGGGGGAGGUCAAUCAGUGAUCGAUGUUGUGUCAAAAAAAAAUAAAAGUUUCCUGUCUACGAUUGCUGGGUUUCUUUGAUCGUAUGCCUUUUAAUUUUUCCCCCCCCCCCCGACUUCUUUUAUAUACAAAAACGCACGCCCCGUGCAAUACCGGCCGACCGCCUCAUUGGUUGAUGAGGUCGUGGGUUUGGGUCGGUGGGUGGGAGGGGCUUGUCGUGGGCAUUGCGCCCGCUGUUGGAUAAAAAAACACACAUGGGGUUGAAAGACUUGUGGAUUGGUGGAGGAGGAGGAGGGGGGCAGGGCAAGAGAAAAACACCUGGAUAAAACGUUUAAACUCCCCAUGUGAAGAAUUGCCAGAGAACUCCAAAAGGCUGGCAGCAAAGGUAAGUGUAUUUAAUUCACACGGUUAGAGCACCCGGUCCUGGGAAACAUUCUUUGAGCCAUAUUAUUAAAGUGACCAGUUAAGUCUGAACUGGUUAAAUCAUUUGCCCAGCCAGACUCAUCUGGCUUGUGGACAAAAGUUAUAGUAUCGCCUAGAAUUUUAGACCUAAUACAAAAAAAUUAACUAUAUAAACAUCAUCUAGAUCAUUUUAUUUUAAAGAAAUUAUAUCACCAAAAAAAAAGUCUACCGGAAGCCGUGAUAGUCAUACAGUAAGUAUUUCAUGUUAGAUUUUUUGAAAUGUCACAUUUUUCAGUUAAGUAUAUGGUGGGGGUGGUGUGUAAUUCAAUAUGUUAACAUCAUCCAGCUGGUUUCAUUCGAUUUUAAGAAGCAAAAUGAGUUUGUUCUGCAGGGGGAUGCAAAGCUCUUUCCUGGAGCUGGAGGCUGGUUUGUUUCAGACCCUGGCAUUGCAGUAAUAGAUCUCUGUGUGAUCGGUGGCUGGCUGCAGGGACAGUCAAAGGCUCAAUCCCUGUGUUUAUAAUUCCUUGUAUUGUGUUUUAGAUCGGUCCUCCUCUCCCCUGCUUCCCUCUCCAGCUCCUAUGGACAAUUAAUACCAUUUCUUAAACCUGUUUUUUUUUAAUUUGUUUGUUUUUACUUUUUACGAACAAUUCAAAGGACUGGCAGUGUCAAAGUCCUUUCUUCAGAGACUGUAAACCACAUUGGUUUCUUAGUUUAUUUUAGUUUAGUUAUUUUGUGCCCACAGGUCCAGCCCAAGUGCAUCUACAUAGUGGAAGCACCAAUACAGGAAAAUGCAUUUGUGACCGAACCGUCACGCGCAUGCAUGCACACACACGCAUGCAUGCACGCACGCACACACGUGUCUCCUAGGCCAGGGUUUCCCAAUCCUGGUCCUGGGGGCUCCCUGUGUCUGCUGGUUUUCAUUCCAACUGCGUUCUCAAGUACUUAACAGAACCCUUCAUUGAACUGAUCAUGUGCUUAAUUUAUUUUUUUAUAUAUAAAUUUAGUAGUCGCCAAUCGAUUUUACCCAGUUUUUCUCCCAGUUUGAAAUGGCUGAUUAUUUUUAGACUCACCUCACCACUACCACCCCUGCGCUGACUCGGGAGGGGCGAAGACGGACACACGCUGUCCCCCGAAGCGUGUGCCAUCAGCCGCCCGCUUCUUUACACGCUGCAGACUCACCGUGCAGCCGCCUCAGAGCUACAGCGUCGGAGGACAACGCAGCUUACAGGCAAGCCCGCGGCGCCCAGACAGACCACAGGGGACGCUGGUGUGAGCCGAGGACACCCUGUCCAACCUAAGCCCACCUUCCCCCUGGACAACGCUCGGCCAAUCGUGCGCCAUCCCCUGGGAGCUCCCGUCUCGAACUGGCAACCUCCAGGCUAUAGGGCGCAUCCUGCACUCCACAUGGAGCGCCUUUACUGGAUGCGCCACUCGAGGGGACCCACUUCAUUAGCAUAAUGUGACCAAUUUUUUAUUUCAGCUUUUAAAAUAGUUGGCAAGUUAACUCUGCAAGUUUCUAAGUAACUUGAAAUAGGCAGCUUUUUAGGAGCCGAGGAUAAUUAAAAAGGUCUAAUUUAGCACAUGAUCAGUUCAAUGAAGGGUCCGGUUCAGUAAUGGAGAGCUCAGUUGGAAUGAAAACCAGCAGAAUCAGGGGGACCCCAGGACUGGGAUUUGGGGAAACCCCGUCCUAGGCAAGUAAUUUGCACACCAGCAGUAAUUUAGAGGUGCAGACUGACGCUUCAAACACAUACUGGAAGGCAAGAUGAAGUAAAGUAUGAGGCUGUGCUGUAAUCCUUCACUCAGAAGAAAGAUUUCUACGCUCUUAAACUUACCUGUAUCCUAAUCAAACAUCUUUAUAUUGAUGGCUUUAUACUGUCUCGCAGAAUUGCUGCCGUGGCAUGUGGAGAAAAAGCAUUCUCGACAUUUCUACAUGAGUGUUUGAAUAUCGCAGACCCCGUUACAUAUUUCAGGUUCAUACCUGCUCAGGUACAAACCGUAGAUUGAUGUGGCACAGUGUGAUUUAAUUGUUGGUACGCAGAUAUGCAGCACAGACUUCCAUGUAUCUGAACCUUUUCCAUUCCACUGAUAAUAAAGUAUUUAUUUCUUCAGAA
Molecule: messenger RNA, 5399 nt
Organism: Acipenser ruthenus (sterlet)
Lineage: Eukaryota; Metazoa; Chordata; Actinopteri; Acipenseriformes; Acipenseridae
Product: RNA-binding protein lark-like
Exons: 2
Coding region: 227-1174 (315 amino acids)
Cellular component (GO): cytosol
Molecular function (GO): mRNA binding
Source: RefSeq, a predicted model, not a curated record